Molecule: messenger RNA, 3507 nt
Organism: Clarias gariepinus (North African catfish)
Lineage: Eukaryota; Metazoa; Chordata; Actinopteri; Siluriformes; Clariidae
Gene: slc16a6b
Product: solute carrier family 16 member 6b
Exons: 6
Coding region: 465-2087 (540 amino acids)
Biological process (GO): transmembrane transport; monocarboxylic acid transport
Molecular function (GO): monocarboxylic acid transmembrane transporter activity
Source: RefSeq, a predicted model, not a curated record
CUCAAGUGUCUCGCAGUAGCGGUUGGCGCGCGCGUGCCCGCGUCUCAAAUACCGGCUCGAGCCGGUAUAAAAAUCUGCCAAGAGAGAGACAGAGAGGGAGAGGAGGAAAAGAAAGAAAGAAAGAAAGAAAGAAAGAGUGUGGGGGGAAACACGAGGACCAACCGGUUAGAUCGGUGAUGCUCGCGCUGGAAAACGGGAGUUGUUUCUAAGAGAGAGAGCGCGAGCGAUGAUAUUUGACGCGGCUGGAUCAAACCGGAGUCACGGCGUUCUCACGAGUUUUCUCCUCAGAGAAAGUGAGAGAGAGUUAAGGUUCAACCUGAUUAAGGUUAAGAUGCUGGUCAGGUUGCUGAAAGGAAGGUAACGACGUUAGCUCGGGUGGUGGUGCUUCUGCCUUCUGUGCUCUCGAGAUUUUGCUUAGUCAUCAUUUUUUUGUUGGUUCUCAGACAGGACGUGACGAGUCGACCAUGCAGGGAACGAUGCCCGCUAUGCCCAGCUGCAUGAAACCCAACGUUUACCCACAGGCCCCUGACGGAGGCUGGGGUUGGGUUGUAGCCGUGGCUUUCUUCUUUGUCGAGGUUUUCACCUAUGGCAUCAUCAAGAUUUUUGGCAUCUUCUUGCAGGACAUGACCAACCAUUUCGGAGAGACGAACAGCCGGGUGUCCUGGAUCGUCUCCAUCUGCGUAUUCGUCAUGUCUUUCACAGCUCCUCUGUCGUCUGUGCUCAGUAACCGGUUUGGAUUUCGGCCGGUCGUCAUGGUCGGAGGUGUCCUGAUCAGUCUGGGUACCAUCACCACCGCCUUCGCAACGUCCAUCAAUCAGAUGUACAUCACCACAGGCCUCGUUACAGGCCUUGGUUACUGCCUCACCUUUCUGCCCACCGUCACCAUCCUCUCGCAGUACUUCAACAAGCGCAGAUCGCUCGUCACAUCCUUCGCCUCCACCGGAGAGUGCUUUUCCCUUUUUGCCUUAGCUCCAGCCUUCAGCGCUUUGAAAGAACAAGUUGGCUGGCGAAACUGCAUGAUUGUAAUAGGGAUCCUACAGGCGUCUGUGAUUGCCUGCGGAGCCGUGCUCAGACCGAUUGUCAUACAGCCUGAAGGUUCCAAGCUGGAAGAGGAACCGGAAGGUCCUCAGUCUCCCCUUAAACCCAAUCCCGAAAACAAAUAUGAGCUAGAGAACGAGUUCACGCGCACGUCUCUGGACUCCGUCGACUCCGGCGUUCAGUCCAUCUCCUCAGUGGGGCAAAACACAGCGUCUACCGAGAUCUCUGACGCAGACCCGCAGGAGGGGGCGGGGAGAAGCGAUGACGAUCAGGCGCUGUCUUCCACUCCUCUAAAGCAAAGUCAGACUCUGAAGAGAAAAAGGAGGAUUGAUCUUUCGCUGCUGAAAGACGCCAGUUUUAUUUUCUACUCCCUCUUCGGCCUCUUCGCGACCCUGGGCUUUUUCGCCCCGCAGCUCUACGUGAUCGAGCUGAGUGUGUCGUACGGGGUCCAGCGCAACAAGGCCACCUACAUGCUUUCCAUCAUGGCCGCGGCCGAGAUCUUGGGACGGCUGUCUAUAGGCUGGGUGAUGAACCGCAGACCCAUCCGGAAAAUCUACAUCCUGCUGAUCUGCACGGCGCUCCUAGGCCUGGUGCUGGCACUCUUCCCUGCUGCCUCAUCGCACUUCUGGGCGCUCACCUCCUGCUGCGUCGCCUGCGGCUUUCUGUUCGGCACGGUCGCCUCUACUCACAUCCCCAUGCUGGCCGAGGACGACGUGUUGGGCAUGCAGAGGAUGACAAUGGGCGCUGGAGUUUACGUUUUCAUCCAGAGCUUUGCCGGUCUCGGCGGUCCACCGCUCGCAGGCAUGUUGGUGGACGUGACGAAGGAUUACGGCUCGGCGUUUUACUCCAGCGCGGCCGGAGUGUGUGUCGGCACUGUUUUUCUCUCGUUAGUACGACCGGCUAAAACCGGUUGGACCUGCUGCAGGAGGGACAUCAGAAAGGGUGUACAACAGGAACAGGAAGUGAUGCCAGAUGACUUCCUGGAAGUGGACAUAAAUCUGGAAAGCAGCGAGGCGACGGAGACAGCGAAGAACACGGCACAAGUCUGAGAUACAAACGCACACGAACACAUGCACUUGAACGAUUUACCCAAAGACGGACAUUACGGAUGUUGAUUUGCUUUUAAUAUGCCUAGGGUUUUUUUUCCAUUUUUAUUUUAUUGUUUUAUGUUGUUGUUUUUUUUGGACCAAAAGAAACCUCAAGCUGGCGAUGCUGCUGUUGUUAUCAACAUAGUCUUAUGGAUAAGUGUCAGUAGAGGGGUACGCGUUAGGUCGGAGGAUUUGCUAACAUCACUGGUUAGCAUUGUGUAUUUUACAGACAGUACUGAGCUGCCAACUUUUUUUUAAUCCUCUUCAUCUUUUUUUAUAAUUGAUUUUGGUAAUUUAUUUUUAAAAUUCUUAGGCAGUGUUCAUCAUUGUCUAUACCCGCUUUAUCCUGUAUACAGAGUCAGGGGGGGCCUGGAGCCUGUCCCAGGAGACUUAGGGCACGAGGCGGGGUACACCCUAGACGGGGUGUCAAUCAUCUAUCGCAGUAUAAGGCAGUAUUAAAUGAAUUAAGAAGUUAAAAAAAGACAAACUCCAGUGCAGAACAAUGUUAACAAUGUCAAGUCACAGCGCUGUAUUACUGUACGCGGUUUACAGCGUGGUUUGGUUUUAAUUGGCGCUAAUUACAAGGCUGUUUUGCGGAAGGUUCUCCAAAGUUGGAGGCAAUAUUUUGACACAUCUUGCUGUCCAAAAGAAAUGCUGCCUACUUAGGUAGCCUACUUUCUUGUAGUCGUGGUGCACAACUAAACUAAAUGUUCGCAGUGAAAAGAUAGCAUGUGACUGAUAACUGAUACGUUUACUUUUAUACUUCUCCUUAUUAUUUUUUUGUUAUUCUUAUACUCCAGGUAGAUCCAGUGACACGUCUUCCAUGGUGUUUCUUUUGUUUUAAAAAUGUCUAAAAGAUGAAGAAGAAUGAAUGUAGCAACAUAGUUAAAAAAAUUUUAAAAUAAAUAUAUAUAUAUAUAUAUAUAUGUAUGUGUGUAAAUCCAGCGUCAUUACCACAACACGAAUAAAUGUCUUUCAUAUUUAUUUUGAUAUUUAAUCCACUUAUUUUACUUACUUAGCAGACUUGAACAUGUUGCGGGCGAGAAACAAUCAAACUCAGCACCCAGCAAAAAACUAACGCUAGGCCUCACUCUAACACUGAUUUAACACACAAUGUCACUGUAGUGCAUGAGAAGAGGUUUUUAUGAUUUAUUGUAUUUUUUUUCUCUCAGUCAUAAUCUCACGAUUGCACUGUAUGUUGCUAAUUUUUUUUUUCCUUCUGUUUUUACAUCACAACGGGCAUCUUAUUUAAUUCAAUGAAAAAUGACUUGUGCAAUGAAACCAAACCAUGAUGUAUGAUGAGUUUGCCUCUGGAAUGCUGCAACUGCUGUACUGCAAUGAGAUUGAUCUUUUACACAGGAAUAAAAUGUUGUUAAUUUCA